UGCAAGUCCAAAUUACGAGGUCAUCAGCUAGAUUUAGAACAAGAACACACAACCCAUGCAAUGAUAUUACAUGAAUUACAACAGCUAUUGGCCAAUGAACGAUCAGAAAAAGAGAGAUUUGAACAACAAAUUGAAGAAUUACAGGAAACACUACACUGCCAACAAGCUGUUCCAGAUAAAUCUGAGGAAUAUGAGAGACGUAUUACUGCUUUAAGUGAUCAGUUAGACGCUGUAAGAACUCGAUUGAAAGCUUCGGAGGACCAAGCUGCCAAACCAUCACCAUUACUCUUAGAAUUACAAAAAGAAAUGGCUGAAAUGAAGGCGCAACACCGAAUGCAAGUGCAGUUGGAACAAAAAAAAGCAGAGGAAGCAGAAGAAAAACUUAAACUUGCUGCGGAAACUGAUGAGAAGAGAGUUGCUAGCUUAGAAGAUAAAUUGUCUGAAUUGUCGGAGGUGACAGGCACUUAUGAAAGACUCAGAUACCAAGACCAGAUGGCAAUACAACGUUUAAAAGAACGAGUAACGCAGCUUGACUUAGAAAACACUGCACUUGCCAGAGCAGCCAAUAAAACGGUCCCAGUGCUGGAAGAUGCACCGACCAAUGAUGACAAUAUUUUAGACGUCAAUUCAUUAGUAGAAAAGAUCACCAAGUUAAAGGGCCUUCUAAAACUAGCCAAUCAGAAUUCAGAGAAACCAGUAGAUAUUGAUGAAGUUUGCAGUAUUGAUGAUUCUUCCUCGCUGGAAAGCAAUCCACAGCAUAAAGCAUGCCAACAGGAAUUGAAACAAUUAAAAGAUGAAUUUGAACGUUACAAACUGAGAGCACAGAAUGUUUUGAAAAGUAAAAAUGCAAAAGAUAAUACAAAUAGUAAAGAGAUGGAAACACUGAAGAGUGAAGUAACAGAACUCAGAGAAAGAUUGUCAAUGUUGAGAAGUCAGUUAGAUGAAGAUGAAAGGUUACAUAACAUUAAGAUAAAAGAAUAUGAAACAACAAUAAGCACUUUACAGAAUAAAUCUAAAGAAGACUUAUUGAUGGCUGAGUUGGAAUACAAACAUAAAGUGGGUGAAUUGGAAGAACAAGUACAUAAACAGAGAGACAGAACGUUAGCAUUGUUAGAAGAAAAAGACAAAGAAAUAGAGACUAUGAAACACCAGAUAUCUCAAACCUAUGGUGCAUAUACUGGUGAGUGGGGUUCACGACGUUCCUCUGUUGGUCAGCACUCAGAUAGUUCAGAUGAAGAGAGCCAAACAGAGACUACUGAAGAAACUCAUGUGUCUGAUUUGUUGUCUAAGUCGUGUCUAACAAUGACAAGUACACGCAGUGAGUCGUCCUUAUUACACUAUGCCGAACAGCAAGCCAGGAAAGACAUUGAGAUAAACAGCUUGAGAAAACAAAAACAUGAAUUGGAAAUCACUCUGAGACAAAUACAAGAGAAAUGUGUUAUGAAUGAAGAUAAAUUUUCUACUGAACUAGAAGAUACUCGAGAAGAAGUUCAUAGACUUGAAAGAAGCAGGUCCAGAGAAAGUGCAAAUCUUGAGUAUUUGAAGAAUGUGUGUUACAGUUAUUUUAUGACAGAUGAUUAUCCUUCUAAACAACAAAUGCUGAAUGCCAUAGUUACCAUAUUACAUUUUAGCCCAAAAGAGAAAGAUGUUGUGAAUAAAAAGAAAAGAGCAACGUGGAGUGCCUAUUUUCAAAGUACUGCCAAAAAAUAGUAUCAGGCUUGAUUUUUUGAGACGUUUUAUUUAUUUAUGCCUGGUGUUGGACUUGACACAAAAAUGUUACAGCAGAAGGCCAGUUGUUGGAGGUUACAGUUUUCACAAAUUCGUAUCUGAAUAAUUAACCAAAGAUCAGUUGAAAUUUAUACCAUAGUUGCUCUAUUAAUUCAUCACAUGUGCUUACAUAAAUGUGUCCACAGGCAAAAGAUUUUAAAGCA
Messenger RNA from Saccoglossus kowalevskii, 1931 nucleotides. Its product is annotated as GRIP and coiled-coil domain-containing protein 1-like. The record is from RefSeq and is a predicted model, not a curated record. Lineage: Eukaryota; Metazoa; Hemichordata; Enteropneusta; Harrimaniidae. Gene Ontology annotation, cellular component: Golgi apparatus.